UGGUGGCUCAGUGUUGGCUUCGAGAUCGUCGCGGGUGGAUGUGUGCGCGCGCUCGUCUCUCACUGCUCGCUCCUCAUAUAUUACAGUAAUAGUGUGUUUGCAACACCUGUCCUGACUUCACCUCAAACUGCCUCUGUUCUUGAAUGAUCCGCUGCCAAUCACACAUGGUUUAACAUAAGUGGCCAGAAAAAAAAUGAAGUGAAAAAUCGAAUUGUUAAGCUUGAACUCCAUACAGUCUGAGUGCCGAGGUUCAAGGAUGUAAGGAGCGAGAGAUUGUGUCGUUAUCACCCAGCCGACCAGGACUCCUUGACUGAAGAUGAAAUCCCUGUGUGUACUACUCCUGGACGCCAUCCUGUUGGCCUCAUUCGUCGAGGAUUCAGAGACGGCGGGACGACACGCGACGUGGUCCAAGCAGUUCAAGAACGUGCUGGAGACCCACAGGUUCAAGACGGAAGGAGGUUCGUGGACGCCUGAUCCUAGUGACCUGUUGGGGGAAUACGAAGUUGAACCGCCCGUGCGAGACACCAACGCUUACUUCAUGACAAACAACAACACCGUCGUCACCGUGCAGGUUGGAACCACCGCCGCCCUCCGCUGCCAAGUGUUUGACGUGGCCGAGCACGAGACGGUGUCGUGGAUAAGGCGCCGUGACCACCACCUUAUCACCGUCGGGGCCAACACCUACUCCAACGACGAGAGGUUUCAAGUCACCUACUCUGAGAAGACACAGGACUGGACGCUGCACGUGCGCUACGCUCAACCCCACGACGCCGGGGUGUAUGAGUGUCAGCUGUCCGCUCACCCGCCCAUCGGAGUCAUCACCACGCUAAAUGUCAUCGAGGCGGUGGCGGAGAUCGGAGGCGGUCCCGAGAGGUACGUGCAGAUCGGCAGCUCCGUCCAACUGACGUGUACCAUCAAGCACUUCACCGAGCCGCCGACCUACGUGUUCUGGUACCACGCCGAGCACAUGAUCAACUACGACUCCAACAAGAGGAUAACAGUGGUAAACCGCUUGGGCGAGAGUGAGCUGCGAAUUUCUCAAGUGACGAAGGCGGACAGUGGUAAUUACACCUGUCAGCCCGCCAACGCUCGCCCAGCCUUCGUCUCCCUCCACAUUAUCACAGGCGAGACGCCGGCAGCAAUGCAGAGGGCAAGCGCCACUGAGGUGCAGUACCGCCUCAGCAUUACUCUCCUGUCGUCCCUCCUGGCGUUGGUGGCAUUGUAAGUGCGUCGGAAGCUCUUCUGCCCCACCUCACAGCUCCCUUGGUGCUGAAGACCCGUCGGGCGGCUCUCAACCCUACGCAGCGCGCAACGCGUCUCCAUGUGCACGAAGAUGGUCGUACUGAGUCAUAUCAGGUGGUGGCUGCUGUGAUCUGCCAGCGGCGGAUGAAUCUGCGGUAGUGUUCGGGUAGUAGUGUGCAGCAGUGGUAUUUUAGAUGUACAUGGCGGGAUCGAUCAAGUGCACCACCACCAAUGUGAUAGUAAUGCGAAUGGAAGACUUCAUAGCUGCCGGGAAAGCCCGUCAAAACCAGGCAGCCGUCCGGUCCGUGUGUGAACUGCUUGUAGAGAGAGGCGAGACUGUACUACUUGCAGCAUGGACGCUCCACUCUCUUGUUGAGCUUCAUUCUAAAUGUUCGAUGUGUUACUGUGAUGCGGCUGCGAGGCUGCACGGGACGGCCAUCCAACUGUAUGUCACGGCUGACCCUAUUUAAUACGACUCUUGUUGAUGGGAAGAGUGACAGAGGAAACUUCAUUGUUUUACUGUUUACAGCGAUGUUCGAUCCGCAGGUUAAAUAUUUCUUCCUCUAGUCAUCAGUUUAUAUAUUUGGUGCCUGGAAGUGACGCUUCCGGGCCUGUGCGACAUGGACGCUCCUUUCCGUCAAUGACUGACCUGUGGUGCCGUCUGCGCCACUCCUGAACCUGCACUCCCUCACGCCGGGGAUUUAUGACUCACAAUAUAACGAUGAUGAACGGUUUGUAGUUAAUGGCUAAAUAUUAUUCACCACCGAAAACUGACUACUUGGUAGCGCGAGCUGAGGUUGUUCAUUUUUGAGGGGAAAUUCUUGUAUGUUGCUGUUUGUUGUAUUACAAUACGGAAGAUGACCAUAAAUGUUCCCCAGCAGCCUGUGAGUCACUUUCCCAGCAGACGGAGGACAAAGUAUGGGAAUGACCAACAAAAUCUUCCCAAAUAGACAACUGAUAAGUUGAGAGGUGCAUCACCGCAUACACUCCCGCAUCGUGAAGCUGCAGUGUAUGAAAGUGUCCCUUAGAAGUUUUCUGGCGUUUUUUAUUUUCUUUUAUUCACGUAGUAUUUUCACAAACCUCUCAAAAUAAUUACUGUUCAGUUUAGUGACUUAACACUGCCUUGGCGUUUUAUAAUGGUAACAAAACAUUAUUUGUUGUUCGUAAAUACCGUCCUUCAGUGAUGAUUAUGUCAAGGAAAUGUUUUCUUUCAUGAAUGUUCUAGUACAAUCUCAUUUUCUAAUUGAAAGAAAACAUUUGGCUAAAAGAAAAUUUCUUACCAAAAAUCCAUCCCAUCAGUCAUAGUAUAUAAUUGUUUUUUCGUACUAACUCAUUUUACUGUAUAGAUAAUUUCCUGCAGAAGCAGUUGGUUACAGUUGAUGAUUGCAAAGGAAAUGGUAACUGCGUGGCCUGUCUUGCUAAACCAGCUCAACGCUUUGAAGGGCCAAGGCGACAACCGCUAUAAACCCGUACUGAGCAAGAACGAAUUUCCUUAACAUCUUUUAAUUAAAAUAAUAAAAAAUGAGAUACCAAGCAAGAAGUUCAAUUCAGGUCGUCGCUGAACACUUCGUGAGAAUGAAACAAAUAACAUACGAUUCCCAAACUCCUACAAGGCUUAUGUGUAAGAUUGAUGACAGUUAUUGAAAGGAUAGUGUGGAUAUACAUUUGCGAUGAUUAAAGUACCUGCCAUUUGAUAAGGUAAAGAGAAGUGAGCUUCAUUUGGUGGUGAUGAGACGCUACUCCAGCCCGUUAUUAUGAGGCACAGUAACAGUUGGAGGUUGGCUGUGAGUAACAAGUGAAAAUAACUGAAGAUAAACCGUGCCGGUGCCACUGAAUACAUAGGUGGUUUGUAGUAAAUAGUGUUCAAACAGAAUACAAUAAACGGAUUUACUCUACAUGGUGUUCAGUGUGUCGCACCGUGCUUCAAAUCAUUGAACGCCAUUUAUCUGGUGGUGGUGGAUGCACUACUUAUGAUAUCAGGCGUCAAGAAUAUCACGUUUAGAGGUUUGUUUGAAUACGUGUGUCAUGUUUUAACACAGACUUGGAGAGAAAACUCGAGGACCACAGCUCAGUUGAAUAAAUGACUGUGGACAGUAACUCUCCUCACGCCGCGAUCACCUGACGAAAAACUGACCUGACUGAGCGUGUCUCAUGUUACCUCCCUUAAACACACACACACACACACACACACACACACACUCACUAUGUGAUAUCCGUGCUCUAGACUGCCACCCUGAGAGAACAACGUUCUACAUGCAGGUGGCUAGAAAUGAGAUAUUCGACUGAAAUCUAAUAUAUAUAUAUAUAUAUAUAUAUAUAUAUAUAUAUAUAUAUAUAUAUAUAUAUAUAUAUAUAUAUAUAUAUAUAUAUAUAUAUAUAUAUAUAUAUAUAUAUAUAUAUAUAUAUAUAUAUAUAUAUAUAUAUAGUGACACACACACACACACACACACACACACAGGAGCACAGGUGUGUAGCAAAGACUUAUUCCCGAUUUGUUGUGGAGAGAUGCCAAACAUUUACAACGCCUUUAUUUCAAGAGAAGUCUCGCACUCCAUCACGGCUCAGUGUACAAGUGUUCGAGGUGAAGCAUUCCUGGCGGUGUGUGAGGCGUGUGCACGUGCCGAGAGGGAUAGAGGCGUGUGCUGCGACUUGUGGCAGGGCGGGUCCUCUCCUUUCCUCUCGGGGUCAUAUCACCAGCCUGACUCGAGAGGCAGUGAUCUCCGCCUCGCCUCAUUUGCUGGCUGUUCGGUGUUACAUUUACGAUAUGUUGUGUCAGUGUUGGCUGGCCGUGUACACUUGAUUUGUCCUUUUCUCAGCAGUAUGUCGACAGCAAAAAUUUGGACACACACACACACACACACACACACACACACACACACACACACACACACACACACACACACACACACACACACACACACACACACACACACACACACACACACACACACACCUCCAUCACUUCAUUCUCUCUCUCUCUCUCUCUCUCUCUCUCUCUCUCUCUCUCUCUCUCUCUCUCUCUCUCUCUCUCUCUCUCUCUCUCUUUCUCUCUCUCUCU
Scylla paramamosain (green mud crab) is the source of this 4300-nucleotide messenger RNA. Its product is annotated as zwei Ig domain protein zig-8-like. The transcript has 8 exons. Gene Ontology annotation, cellular component: neuron projection membrane. The coding region runs from base 317 to 1225 and encodes 302 amino acids. NCBI's taxonomy places the organism in Eukaryota, Metazoa, Arthropoda, Malacostraca, Decapoda, Portunidae. Gene Ontology annotation, biological process: synapse organization. The record is from RefSeq and is a predicted model, not a curated record.